This is a messenger RNA of Bombyx mori (domestic silkworm), 5671 nucleotides long. RefSeq names its product segment polarity protein dishevelled (gene dsh). The record is from RefSeq and is a predicted model, not a curated record. Gene Ontology annotation, biological process: intracellular signal transduction; Wnt signaling pathway. Bases 92 to 1921 code for a protein of 609 amino acids. NCBI's taxonomy places the organism in Eukaryota, Metazoa, Arthropoda, Insecta, Lepidoptera, Bombycidae. The transcript has 8 exons. Gene Ontology annotation, molecular function: frizzled binding.
ACUGAAUUACACUUAGUAGCCAUUUUUGUGAUGGCGGCUGAUAUUUAUAGAUCGUAGGGAGUGUUGUUUUUCAAUAAAUAAAUGUGUUAAAAUGGAGGAAACGAAAGUAAUUUAUUACAUAGACGAUGAAGAAACUCCGUAUUUGGUUAAAAUACCUAUUUCACCCGAGAAAGUUACGUUAUUAGACUUCAAAAAUCAGUUAAACAGACCGAACUAUAAAUUUUUCUUUAAAUCGAUGGACGAUGAUUUUGGUGUUGUUAAAGAAGAAAUAGUCGAUGAUAACGCUCAUUUGCCGUGUUUUAAUGGUCGUGUUGUGUCGUGGCUCGUAUCCGCCGAGGGCUCGAACCCCUCAGACGGCGGCUCCCAGUGUACGGACAGUAACGCAGGCAAGACAAAACCAGCUCAUGGAGCUCCAGCGGCGCCUCUCACGAGGGACACCUGUACGGAUACGGACAGUACGAUAAGCUCCCGACCGGGGCACAGAGCUUCCUGCGACAAAUACAAAUAUAGGGGCCUCCGAAUCAAUGGACACUCGAAAUUUGGCAAUCAUGGCCUAGAGUAUGAGACUGCUUCGGUAUUAAGCUCGGAUUUAGACUCGACUAGCUUGUUUGACAGUCAAUCUGAAAUAACCAAUACAACAGGUCGCCACACAAACGCUUCAGUAGACAGAGCACUAACAGAGUGUAGCAGUGUAUCGCAUCUUCAAGUGAGUUCGCGAAAACGACCUCAAAGACGGCGGAAAAGACCUCAAGUUAUGUCCCGAACGUCAUCGUACUCCUCGAUCACGGACUCUACAAUGUCUAUGCACAUUAUCACUGUUACUUUAAAUAUGGACACAGUCAAUUUUCUGGGGAUCUCGAUAGUGGGGCAGUCCAACAAGGGUGGGGAUGGUGGAAUUUACGUCGGAAGUAUCAUGAAGGGCGGUGCUGUGGCCCUAGACGGAAGAAUAGAGCCCGGUGACAUGAUUCUGCAGGUCAAUGAUGUCAAUUUCGAAGAUAUGACCAAUGAUGAAGCUGUCCGUGUGCUCAGGGAGGUCGUUCAGAAGCCUGGACCCAUCAAACUGGUGGUAGCUAAGUGCUGGGAUCCCAACCCUAAAGGAUACUUUACCAUACCCAGAACAGAACCUGUCAGACCAAUAGACCCAGGGGCAUGGGUGGCUCACACGCAGGCCCUUCGCGAGGCGUAUCCGCCGCCGCCUCCCUCGUUGUCCGCGCUGCCGGUGUCGUCGGUGUCGGAGCGCGGCGCUUCGGACGCGAGCACGGUCCCGGCCGGAGCCCUAGAGCCCCAGCUCUCUGUCAACAUGGACAUGGCUGUCGUCGUGAGGGCCAUGCUGAGGCCGGAUUCUGGACUGGAGAUCCGUGAUCGGAUGUGGUUGAAGAUAACUAUACCUAAUGCAUUCAUCGGUGCUGACAUAGUGGACUGGAUACUACAGCACGUAGCCGGGAUAGCUGACCGGAGAGACGCAAGGAAAUAUGCCUCACAUAUGCUCAAGGCCGGCUUCAUAAGGCACACAGUUAACAAGAUAACGUUCAGCGAGCAGUGUUACUACGUGGCGGGCGCGGGCUGGCUGGGCGGCGAGCUGUCCUCGCUCAGGAUACGUGCUGACGACGCUGACGUCAAGCCCCUCCCGGACCCGGGCCUCAUGGGCCCAGGAUACGUACCAUAUGCGGGCUCGUAUGGCUACCAGCCCAUACCCUUCAAGUAUUCCUGUGCCAACAGCGAACACACCAUAUACGGGUACAACCGAGAAGAGUCCGCGGUGUCGGGCAGCGGGGGCUCGAGUGGGGGCUCGGAGCGCGGCGCGGGGGGCGGCGGGGGUCCGGGUGGCACCGGGGGGCCCACGCUCGACGAGAGGAAGUCCUCCUCGUCCGGCUCGCGCUCCUCGCCGCGGCCCGCCGACAGGCCUGUGCUCUUCCUAUAACGGACCCAGUUGUGAUCCCGGGCGCGCCGGCUGGGAGCGUUUCUAUGAACACUGCAGAUGCGGUGGUAGCGUUGUGAACAUAUUUGUAUACAUGUCACCUAAUGUUAUAUGAGUAUAUCCGGGGAAGUUUAUCGGUACGAUACAGGUCGUGUAAAUAAAUUUUAAGAGAUAAUUAUUAGCGUUUGACUCGGACCUCGUGUCUCAAAGGUUGUGGUCCACGGGCCCCGGUGCAGUUGGUAAUGUCUUUGAUGAUCACACUCCGGGCUGUGCUUAGGAUGGGAAUGUACAAGUUUGUACAACCCUUGAUUUUUAAUUACCAGAUAAAUUUUGGGAGUGACGUGGAGGGGGAAGCUUAGUGACGACGUGUUGAUGUCCACGGGCGACAGUGAGAUAAUCUAAUAACUCUUUAAUACUUUUGAAAUCAAUCACAACGCGGCUAGUAGUAAACUGCAGAUAGCUCGCCCGCUUUGGCCCCAAAUGACGUCAUAUAUUAGGAAGUCGAGUCCAGGUGCGAUUGAUUAAGGUCUUAAACAAAUUCUCUAGUCUUAAUAUCAAUGAUUGGAUUGCUCGGUGCUUUUGUCCGGGAUGUAAAGAGUCAAGGUCGGUGUGCCGACGUUCCCCGAUGCGAUGUAAACAUUACGACAGUCUUCGAAGUUGAACUUCUGUUCGCGAUGAACUCGCUCGCGUGAUGGAACACAAACAUAACCAGAUGGUCACGUACAAUUAAUUGUAUACGCGUUGGAUAAAUACAUUGUGUGGAAGUUGAUCACUGAAAUAUUGAAAUAUUUGCGUUAAAUGACCACCAUUUUACUGAAAUUAUACUUCAUCCCAUAUCAUCUCAUCUCAUUUCGUUUCAUCAUAUAAUUUUUCAUAUAGAAGUUAUAAUUAAAAAUAAAAUAAGACUUGACCUAAAGGUCUUAGUUACCAGGUCAUAAAAUCCCUUAAAUUUUUUUUUACGAUAAGACUUCUUUAAACAAUUGCAUCUAUCCGUACUCAUUGUUCAUAAACAUAAUUCAGUUACACUCCAGAAGUGCAACUUCUCACGUGCGCUACGCAGUUUUUUUCUCUUGUUUAUGAUAAGACUUCUUUAAACAAUCUCAUCUGCUCGUCCUCAUGGUUCAUAAUCAUAAUUCAGUUACACUCCAGAAGUGCAACUUCUCACGUACGCACAUCGCAGAUAAGACUUCUCUAAGCAAUCGCAUCUGUCCAUACUCAUGGUUGGAUCUCUAGAAGAGUUCUGGAAUAUUCUUCCACUGUUUCCCUCGUCAGCCACGUUGGCUUCUGUAUAAUUAUGGCAAUUAAAAAUUUAUUUUCCAUUGGGACACCGAGUUGUCCUUGUAGUUUGAGCUAUUGAUUGACAUGUCAGAACGGUACUGACAUGCGACAAGUCUGAAUUGACGAUUUCGAACGUUAGUUACAAUUGGCAGCGAUGAUUAUUGUUAAUAUUUAAGAAUACGUGCCAUUUUAUUGUAUUAUUAUAUUUUUUAUCGGUUUGUUUAUAUUUUAUUUGUUGAAAAAUUCUUUGAGUUCGGACCGCGCCCAUUGCGUCUGUCCAUGGACGCAAGGCUUAGUCUUUUAAUAAGAGAUGAAUAAGGGCUUUUUUUAUUGCUUACAUGGGUGGACGAGCUCACAGCCCACCUGGUGUUAAGUGGUUACUGGAGCCCAUAGACAUCUACAACGUGCCACCCACCUUGAGAUAUAAGUUCUAAGGUCUCAGUAUAGUUACAACGGCUGCCCCACCCUUCAAACCGAAACGCAUUACUGCUUCACGGCAGAAAUAGGCAGGGCGGUGGUACCUACCCGCGCGGACUCACAAGAGGUCCUACCACCAGUAAAAAUCAGCUAAAAAAUCAACUAUCUUAUACAGUUCUGUUGGGGCGAUUGGUGAGCUCACCCGACCAGCUACCACCGUCCUGCCUGUUUCUACCACUAAGCAGUAAUACAUUGCGCGCUUGACAGCUCAGCUGUAACACAGAAUUGAGACGUAGACCUCAUUGUCUCAAGACAGAUGGCUCGUUUGCCGACAAAUAUUUAUUCAUUAGGGGUGACGCAUUUACGUUGGAGAUGUCUAUGGGCUCCAGUAACCACUUAACACCAGGUGGGCUGUGAGCUCGUCCCACCCACCUAAGCAAUAAAUAAAUAAAUUGUCCGUCUAUAAUUACUGCUGUAAAAAUCCUCUGUAAGAUUUUCCUAGUUUUUUUCUAUAAGUCGAUUAAAAUCAUUAUUAUUUGCAUCAAGAAUACAAUUACAAUUGUUUUAUAGAAUAUGGAAAAUUUUGUCUUACCAUUUCUGUGAGGGUAUUAAAACAAAUUUUUAUCGUUUUCAAUGCUCCCAAUAAAUUGAUUCAGAACAAUUCCUUCGGAGAAGCUUUACAAGCGUAAGCUCAGUUAAAGCUGGCUUACAAUGAGAGCGCGGCCUCAACUUUAUAUAUAUUUAUCUUUAUAUAAUAUUUCCUGACCCCUUGUGCGCCAUAUAUUGUACGUAUUAAAGAUUAAAUAAUUAAUUGUAGAUAAUUUAUUUUUUUUAAAUUUUAAUUUCAUUGUCGGUAUUAAUUAUUCGUGACUAUGAAUUCGGUCACAAACUUUUGAGCAUUAUCGAUUUUUAACGAUAUUUCGAUUAGUAGGGAUGUCCACGUAGUCGAUGACCUAAAGAGUUGAAGACCUAAAGAGUCGAGUAUUUUAUCGAUAUCUUUUUUUAUAGCGUUUAAUCGAGAAUCAGCAAGUGUUGGUACAUUUUAUUUAUCGUUUUUUGUAUUUUUUUUGGUAAAUGCCUAAAAAUGGCGUCAUAUAGACUUGCCGAUGACAUUUGUUAAUAGCAGUGUCGGCACACGAAGCGAGACCUACGUAAUAUUGUUUGUAAUUACAAUUUUAAUAUUUCCGAAGUUACGACAAUAGUUUUUUUUUUACUUUUUUUUAUGGCGGGUAGAAGUAAGGGGCACGAUCCAAUGAAAUGGAGUCAAUGAAGGUGGCGCCACAGUAGCAAGUGGAGAGAUUUUAGAAACACACUAAACUACCACACCUCGCUCUGCUUAAAACUGCUAUAUUCAUAUCGUUUCCACUUGCCACACUAGCGCUAGGUCGAUUUUUUUUUACCCUACCUAUGCCGAUAGCCUUGAGAGGAUAUUUCAGCUUCUUGAUGUAGGCGAGCUUACGGGACUCAAACCGGGAGUGUUGCUAACACGAACCCUAGCAAGAGCCGUGCUUCGCAGAAUCUAUCACCGGAUCGGAAACGCGACCCACUGAGAUGAUCCGGCGAGAAAAUCAGUGGACCGUGUCUAUGGGUCUAUGUCGAGGAGUCUCAACAACAGCUCGCUGUGUACAGACGGACAUUUUUCCAAAUUAUCCCCUAUACAAGAUGGCGCUCCUUACAUCUACCCUCAAUAUUUUUUUUUCGUUAAUUUUAAUGUGCCAACAUGUAAAGUAUUUUAUUUUAUUUUAUUUGAGGUCUAUCGGCGUUUGACUCGUGGUGAUUAAAAAUGUUCUCACAUCAAAGAAUUUUAUUAUUAAAAAGAAAACCCCAAGAUGUGGUUUAAUGGUUUUUAAUCAUUUACGCCUUAAGAAAGGAAACUUGUUCGAAGUUAAUCGAUAUAUAAAUAAAUAUUACUGUAUAUUGAAUGUAGCGUGUAAGAAGAAUGGUAACCCAUCUUUUAGUGGUCCGUAGCGACCGUCGCUUGACCUUUUAAGCUUAUAACGUAAUCUAUGAAUGUAAUUAUGUGUAUCGAUAAUGUUAAAUAAACAAAUUUCAAUUGUG